Salvelinus namaycush (lake trout) is the source of this 3741-nucleotide messenger RNA. RefSeq names its product palmitoyltransferase ZDHHC7-like. NCBI's taxonomy places the organism in Eukaryota, Metazoa, Chordata, Actinopteri, Salmoniformes, Salmonidae. Bases 38 to 1138 code for a protein of 366 amino acids. Gene Ontology annotation, biological process: positive regulation of canonical NF-kappaB signal transduction; adrenergic receptor signaling pathway; regulation of Rho protein signal transduction. Gene Ontology annotation, cellular component: actin cytoskeleton; membrane. Gene Ontology annotation, molecular function: palmitoyltransferase activity; MAP kinase scaffold activity. The record is from RefSeq and is a predicted model, not a curated record. The transcript is spliced from 10 exons.
UUGUAGAGAAAGCCUGCCUGUCUGUGCCAAGGUGAAGAUGAAGUCGCCCAGACAGCAGUUAGCAGUUCCAGAUUCAGCCACCAUUCCUGUUGUCACCCGGAGAACAAAACGAGACUUAAAACCGGCUGCAUCGCGGGAGCGGCCCUGGUCAGCCAUCUUGUCUCCAGAAGACUACUCCUCAUCGGUUGUUCCCUCCCGAAGACACACCUCCAUCAUACCCUUCCAUGGCUCCAACCUGUCAAAGAGUAUAUCCAUAUCCAACAUCGCUGGUCACCAGGUGUUUGAUGACAUGCCUAUCAAGGGUCUGCGGUACCUGUCCCAUUCUACUGACUCUCUGUGCAAGACCAACCUGGUCAAUGAAUCUACAGAGUCACUCACAGAUGAAGGAACAGAGAUGAUUGACAGUCAGCUGAUGGGGGAGUUUGAGGCAGACCUGAAAGAGCUAGAAGCAGACUCCUGGAGCAACAUUAUGGACAGCAACUUCCUCAAACAUCUGAAGAAGGACGUCAUCAAGAGACAGGACGGGGCGGUUCCUAAGGGCAACGCCACCAAAGAGUACAUGGACAGUCUGCAGCUGAAACCUGGAGAGGUCAUCUAUAAAUGUCCCAAGUGCUGCAGCAUCAAGCCACAGAGGGCUCACCACUGCAGCAUCUGUAAGCGAUGUAUCCGUAAGAUGGACCACCACUGUCCCUGGGUCAACAACUGUGUCGGGGAGAAGAACCAGCGCUUCUUUGUCCUCUUCACUAUGUACAUAGCUCUGAUCUCAGCCUACGCCCUCUGCCUCAGUUUCCUACAGUUCUACAGCUGUGUCCAUGACCAGUGGAAUGAAUGCACUGACUUCUCUCCUCCUGUGGCGGUGAUGCUGAUGAUCUUCCUCUGUCUGGAGGCCUUCCUCUUCCUCACCUUCACCGUGGUGAUGUUCGGAACGCAGAUACACUCCAUCUGCAACGACGAGACGGAGAUCGAGCGUCUGAAGAAUGAGAAGCCGAGGUGGGAGCGGCGUGUGCGCUGGGAGGGGAUGAAGGCCGUGUUCGGAGGCCCGCCCUCCGUCCUCUGGCUCAACCCAUUCACCGGCCUGCGUCUGCGGCGCCUACUGAUGACACGUACAUGCCGUAGUGGUGUGGAGUUCUCUGUCUGAGGGCUGAGCAGCCCAAAACACAGCUCUUCCCCGUCUGAUACCCCGGACCUCUCUGGACCAUCUGUUACCCCCGGACCUCUUUGGACCGUUGGACACAUCAUGGGGGUUUUGGUGGUACCUUCUGGACUGAUAGGAUGGGGUGUGACCUGUAACUUACAUCAUGGAGAACAGCUGUACCCCCCCCAUUCCCACUACAGGGCGUCUCCUGAAGUCCCUGUCUCUCUGCUGAGACAGACCAACAGAGUGGAGGGGGACUAAGACUUCUGUCCUCCAGACAGAGAGACUAGGGCUGAAUAUGGGUCUGUAUCUGGGUCAGUCCUCCACACAGAGAGACUAGGGCUGAAUAUGGGUCUGUAUCUGGGUCUGUCCUCCACACAGAGAGACUAGGGCUGAAUAUGGGUCUGUAUCUGGGUCUGUCCUCCACACAGAGAGACUAGGGCUGAAUAUGGGUCUGUAUCUGGGUCUGUCCUCCACACAGAGAGACUAGGGCUGAAUAUGGGUCUGUAUCUGGGUCUGUCCUCCACACAGAGAGACUAGGGCUGAAUAUGGGUCUGUAUCUGGGUCUGUCCUCCACACAGAGAGACUAGGGCUGAAUAUGGGUCUGUAUCUGGGUCUGUCCUCCACACAGAGAGACUAGGGCUGAAUAUGGGUCUGUAUCUGGGUCAGUCCUCCACACAGAGAGACUAGGGCCGAAUAUGGUCGGUCGGUCCUGGUCCUUCCUGCCUCUGGCCACAACCCAAGUGUACUGACUACUGAUAUUAAACAGCCUGGACAUGGAGUCUAUCUACUGAACACAGACGUCAGUGCUUCCUCUGCCCUGAGCCUCGACGUACCCAACACCUGAACUAUGCCCCUGAUGCAACAGACUGAACAGGUUGCGCUGUGACCUGGACCAUGUUCAGUAGACUCAAAUGGGACAAACACAUUUAAACGGGGGAGGUACUACCAGAAUUUAGCUAAUCCGAAACGCUGAAAAAUGUAUUUUUGUUGUUUCUUUGUAUUUUGUCUCAUUGGUUGUUUUUCCUCCUUGUUUAGGAGCUGCUACAGUGAUUCCCAAGUCCUGUCCCCCCCUUUACCAAUGUUUCCCGACCCCAAGUCCUGUCCCCCCCAUUACCAAUGUUUCCCGACCCCAAGUCCUGUCCCCCCCAUUACCAAUGUUUCCCAGACCCCAAGUCCUGUCCCCCCCUUUACCAAUGUUUCCCAGACCCCAUGUCUUGUCCCCCCCCUUUACCAAUGUUUCCCAAGUCCUGUCCCCCCCCCUUACCAAUGUUUCCCAUACUUGGUCCUGGGCCCCCCCUUUACCAAUGUUUCCCAGACCCCAAGUUCAGUCCACCAUGUUGUUCCCCCUCAGCCCUCCUGACCUCCCUCAUGAUGAAGGCUUUUUCAGUCCACCAUUUUGUUCCCCCUCAGCCCUCCUGACCUCCCUCAUGAUGAAGGCUGUUUCAGUCCACCAUUUUGUUCCCCCUCAGCCCUCCUGACCUCCCUCAUGAUGAAGGCUGUUUCAGUCCACCAUUUUGUUCCCCCUCAGCCCUCCUGACCUCCCUCAUGAUGAAGGCUGUUUCAGUCCACCAUUUUGUUCCCCCUCAGCCCUCCUGACCUUCCUCAUGAUGAAGGCUGUUUCAGUCCACCAUUUUGUUCCCCCUCAGCCCUCCUGACCUCCCUCAUGAUGAAGAUUGUUUCAGUCCACCAUUUUGUUCCCCCUCAGCCCUCCUGACCUCCCUCAUGAUGAAGAUUGUUUCAGUCCACCAUUUUGUUCCCCCUCAGCCCUCCUGACCUUCCUCAUGAUGAAGAUUGUUUCAGUCCACCAUUUUGUUCCCCCUCAGCCCUCCUGACCUUCCUCAUGAUGAAGAUUGUUUCAGUCCACCAUUUUGUUCCCCCUCAGCCCUCCUGACCUCCCUCAUGAUGAAGAUUGUUUCAGUCCACCAUUUUGUUCCCCCUCAGCCCUCCUGACCUCCCUCAUGAUGAAGAUUGUUUCAGUCCACCAUUUUGUUCCCCCUCAGCCCUCCUGACCUCCCUCAUGAUGAAGAUUGUUUCAGUCCACCAUUUUGUUCCCCCUCAGCCCUCCUGACCUUCCUCAUGAUGAAGAUUGUUUCAGUCCACCAUUUUGUUCCCCCUCAGCCCUCCUGACCUUCCUCAUGAUGAAGAUUGUUUCAGUCCACCAUUUUGUUCCCCCUCAGCCCUCCUGACCUCCCUCAUGAUGAAGAUUGUUUCAGUCCACCAUUUUGUUCCCCCUCAGCCCUCCUGACCUUCCUCAUGAUGAAGAUUGUUUCAGUCCACCAUUUUGUUCCCCCUCAGCCCUCCUGACCUCCCUCAUGAUGAAGAUUGUUUCAGUCCACCAUUUUGUUCCCCCUCAGCCCUCCUGACCUCAUCUCUCAUCUCUCUGCUGAUUUAGUUGUCUUCACAACAGAGCCAUUGUGACACAGGGUAUUGAUGAUCGUCAAACAACAGUUUGUUUUAUGAGAUAUGAGUACCCUAAUCAAUACAAUCAUCAAUCAUGCAAAUAUCCGCCAUUGAUUAAUGCCGUAUAUUUUUAACUGUAUCCGUUUGAUUUAUGAUUGUAGAUAUAAUUUGUUUUAAAAUAAAGAGAUUUAGUCUGUGAACAA